CGUGUUUCUCACGACUGCGUGCCGCCGAGGGCUUCCUCCGCGCUUCUCCUGGCGCUUCGCAAUGGACAGCGGCACUCGCAGGACGAGGCUCCCCAAACGGCAGCUCGAGUCAAUCAUCUUGCACUUUGACUACGAUUGCUUCUACGCCAGCGUCUUCGAGCAUGAAGAUCCAUCGUUGAGACUCCUUCCGUUGGCUGUGCAACAAAAACAAAUCGUGGUCACAUGCAACUACGAAGCCCGUCGACGAGGCUUGCACAAGCUGCAGCUGAUCAGCGAAGCGAAGAAGGUUUGCCCGGAUGCGGUCAUCGUCUUGGGUGAGGACCUCACCCGCUUUAGGAAUGCCUCGAAAGAGCUGUAUGCAUUUCUACGAUCCUUCUCAUGGAACUCGCGAUGCGAACGUCUAGGCUUCGAUGAGAUCUUCAUGGACGUAUCAGAUAUUAUCGACUUCAACGUUGGCAUCUUGAACUCGAAUGACCUCGGCAACUCUUUCUUUUGUCUCUCCAAGCAUGACCCUACAGUUGGUUUCUCUUUUGACGCGACCAAGUUGACUGGUCAUGUCUAUCCCGAAGGGGCACAUGAAACGUCAGCAGAUACAUCCUCGUUGGAACCACUGCACUUGCGUUUAUCCUUAGCAAGUCAUCUAGCCCACCACUUGAGAGUGAAGCUCGAAUCCGAGAAGGGCUAUACCGCUACGGUCGGUGUUUCGACGAACAAGCUUCUCGCCAAGCUCGUCGGUAACCCGAAGCCUAACGGCCAGACAACGUUGUUGCCACUAUAUACUGGUGAAGAUGGCAACGCAGAUCAGGACAAUGUGACGUCUUUCAUGGAUGACCUUGAAGUCGGCAAAGUUCCAGGUAUCGGAUAUAAAAUCGCGCAACGACUUCGUGCACAUGUCCUACAGCGACCAGCAGAAAUUGAGGCUGUGCUGGUGUACGGUGGCACGAAGGAAGACGUGCGCGUGCGCGACGCGAGAAAGUACCCGGGGAUGGGUCCAGAAACACUAGAGAGGAUAUUGGGAGGUCCUGGUAUGCCACACGGCAUUGGUGCGAGAGUUUGGGAACUACUAAACGGCUGUGACGAUACACCGGUGGGCCAAGCCCGGGAGAUUCCUAGGCAGAUCAGCAUUGAGGAUAGCUACAUCCGCUUGGACACCCUGGACGAGGUAAUCAAGGAGUUGCGGACGUUAACGAACAGUCUCUUAAAGAGGAUGCAUACAGACUUGCUGGAGGACGAGGAUGAGGAGGAGCAGUUAUCGGACAAUGCCACUGACAACACUGCGGCCAAUACAAAACGCUGGCUUGCGCAUCCUAAGACCAUCCGGCUCUCGACCCGACCUCGCCCACCCCGGAAUCCUGAUGGUAGUAGAAAUCGCUCGUUUGCUCGUAUAUCCAAGUCCGCGCCAAUGCCGACUUUCGUCUUCAGCUUGAAAGAUGGAAUGGACACAGUGGUCGAAAAGUUGGUCAUCGAAACACUAAUACCUCUCUUUCGCAGACUACACCCAGAGAAGAGCGGAUGGAAUCUGAGUCUCGUAAAUGUUGCUGCUACCAACAUGGCUGAUGCGGCAAGCGAGAAAGGUGGCGUUGGGCGAGACAUCAGCAAGAUGUUCAAGCGCCAGGACCAUGUUCUCAAGCAGUGGAGAGUUGAUGCAGAUCAGCUUCCAGAUGAAAUGGAGGGCGGCGUGGAUGCACCUUCACGGCACACGACUGUGCCAAAGCUACCUGACAGAGCAGUUGGGUCGGAAGAUGCUCCUACACCCUCUCAAGAGGAUGAGGUUGUUCUCGUCGACCACUGGGAGUCGGAAGAUGAGGCUAUGAUUGAUGCUGACGCAUAUCAGUGCGAUGAGUGCGGCGCGAUAAUGCCAAUAUUCGCCAUGGGCGCUCAUGAACGAUGGCAU
Messenger RNA from Cucurbitaria berberidis CBS 394.84, 1894 nucleotides. Its product is annotated as DNA/RNA polymerase. The annotation marks the transcript as partial. The transcript is spliced from 6 exons. Gene Ontology annotation, biological process: translesion synthesis. Gene Ontology annotation, molecular function: damaged DNA binding; DNA-directed DNA polymerase activity. The record is from RefSeq and is a predicted model, not a curated record. NCBI's taxonomy places the organism in Eukaryota, Fungi, Ascomycota, Dothideomycetes, Pleosporales, Cucurbitariaceae.